Racocetra fulgida is the source of this 495-nucleotide messenger RNA. Lineage: Eukaryota; Fungi; Glomeromycota; Glomeromycetes; Diversisporales; Gigasporaceae. The record is from the annotation of a GenBank genome assembly.
AUGUCUGAAACAAAGAAAAAAAAAACCGACUAUAUCGGAAGAAUUCAAAACAAUGAAAAAUUUCCUCCUUCCGUUGCUCCAGUGAUAAGUAUUACCGGAUUUAAUGUGGAAGAGUGGAAAAUUUAUAAUGAAAAUAUUCUUGAAAGAAAAAGGCAAACUAAGAUCGACCUAGACUGGGCUGAGGUUUAUAGUAAAUUUAUUAUGUUUAAGUCGAUUUAUGAUUCUAUCAAAACACAAACGUUUGUUGCUGAAAAUCUAAAGAUUAAAGAAAUCAAUAAAAUGAUCAAACAAGCAAUUUCUGAAUCAAUGUUCUCGGAAAUAUCAAAAUUGAGAAAAAUUUAUGAAUUUACUGUGAUUGUUAUAGAAAAUGAAAAUAUUAAUUUAGAAAAUUUUCUUGUAAAAAUACGAGAUUUAAACAUUACUUUAAAUUCUCUUCAGGAAAUUAAUAGAGAUGACUUCUUGACUUUACUUAUCGCUAUCAUUGAAAAAAAAUAA